CAAGCUUCGAAUGUUCUCUAGCAACAUUCAAGCUCUAAAUCCGAGGAGGUCUCACAAGUGUGGUCGCCUUAAGCUAGCUCUACCUUUCGUAUAUGGCUUCGUUCCGAGAUCUAGAACGAAAAGGUUCGCCAGAAUUUCUGUGGUGACUUUCCUCCAAUGCCCAAUGCCCAAUGCCCAAUUGUUUCUCACACGAGAUGAUUGGAUUAUUCUCGUAGCCUCAGCCCUAACUUGGGUUGGUCCGCAUCUCGACAAGCCUAUUUUUUGAUAAGGCUACUGCCAAGAGACCAAUAAAUCUCAAUGUCCACACUCUUGCGUUUUCCGCGAC
Molecule: messenger RNA, 325 nt
Organism: Mollisia scopiformis
Lineage: Eukaryota; Fungi; Ascomycota; Leotiomycetes; Helotiales; Mollisiaceae
Exons: 1
Coding region: 11-265 (84 amino acids)
Source: RefSeq, a predicted model, not a curated record